Pseudopipra pipra is the source of this 5921-nucleotide messenger RNA. RefSeq names its product calcium voltage-gated channel subunit alpha1 S (gene CACNA1S). Gene Ontology annotation, biological process: calcium ion import across plasma membrane. NCBI's taxonomy places the organism in Eukaryota, Metazoa, Chordata, Aves, Passeriformes, Pipridae. Gene Ontology annotation, cellular component: voltage-gated calcium channel complex; membrane. The coding region runs from base 152 to 5710 and encodes 1852 amino acids. The transcript has 44 exons. The record is from RefSeq and is a predicted model, not a curated record. Gene Ontology annotation, molecular function: high voltage-gated calcium channel activity.
GCGAGUGCAGGCUCCAGCCCCCAGUCCCCCACCGCCUGCCCCGCCGCACGGAGGGGACGGGGACCCAGCGGGGCUCCAGCUGGCUGGGACCUGAGGAAGAGGGGCUGGGCCGUGGGGCAGGAGGGGGAGAAACGGCGGGGGGAGCAACACCAUGGAGCCUGCUUCUCCCCAGGAUGACGGGAAGAAGAGGCAACAGAAGGAGAAGUCCAAAAAGCCGGUGCCACCAGUAGCCCCUCGGCCACCCAGGGCUCUGUUCUGCCUGACCCUGGAGAACCCGCUGCGGAAGGCCUGCAUCAGCAUCGUGGAGUGGAAACCCUUCGAGAUCAUCAUCCUCCUCACCAUCUUUGCCAACUGUGUUGCCCUGGCCAUUUACCUGCCCAUGCCUGAAGAUGACACCAACGUUGCCAACUCCAGCCUGGAGAAGAUCGAAUACGCCUUCCUGAUCUUCUUUGCCAUCGAGGCGAUGCUCAAGAUAAUCGCCUAUGGCUUUCUGUUCCACACGGACGCCUAUCUCCGAAACGGCUGGAAUGUGCUUGACUUUUCCAUCAUAACUCUAGGGCUCGUCACCAUGACCCUGGAGAAGGUCAAUGCGAAGGAGGGAGGGACUUCGGGGGGCAAAGGCGGCUUUGACGUGAAGGCCCUGCGAGCGUUCCGUGUGCUGAGACCCCUGCGCCUGGUGUCCGGAGUGCCCAGCCUUCAGGUCGUCCUGAACUCCAUCAUCAAGGCCAUGGUGCCCCUGCUCCACAUCGCCUUGCUGGUCCUCUUCAUGAUCAUCAUCUAUGCCAUCGUCGGGCAGGAGCUCUUCAAGGGCAGGAUGCACAAGACCUGCUACUACCUCGGGACAGAUGUGAUUGCCACGGUGGGAGCAGAGAAGCCAGCCCCGUGCACCAGCUCCGGCCACGGGCGGCACUGCUCCAUCAACGGCACCGAGUGCCGCGGCGGCUGGCCAGGGCCCAACAACGGCAUCACGCACUUCGACAACUUCGGCUUCGCCAUGCUCACUGUCUACCAGUGCAUCACCAUGGAGGGGUGGACUGAAGUCCUCUACUGGGUAAAUGAUGCCAUGGGGAAUGAAUGGCCCUGGAUUUACUUUGUCAGCCUUAUCUUGCUUGGCUCCUUCUUCGUGCUCAACCUGGUGCUGGGGGUGCUCAGUGGGGAGUUCACCAAGGAGCGGGAGAAGGCCAAGUCCCGGGGAACGUUCCAGAAGCUGCGGGAGAAGCAGCAGCUGGAGGAGGAUCUGAAGGGCUACAUGGACUGGAUCACCCACGCAGAGGUCAUGGACAGCGAUCGGGCCCGGGGAGAAGGUAUGAUGCCAUUGGAUGAAGGAGGGUCAGAGACAGAGAGCUUGUAUGAAAUCGAGGGCAUGAACAAGUGGAUUCUCUUCUUCCGUCGGUGGAGGCGUUGGAACCGAAUGUUUCGUAGGAGGUGCAGGGAUGUGGUGAAGUCCAAGUUCUUCUACUGGCUUGUCAUCCUGAUGGUGGCACUGAACACCCUCUCCAUCGCCUCUGAGCACCACAUGCAGCCAGAUUGGUUGACAGUCGUGCAAGACAACUCCAACCGGCUGCUGCUCGCCCUCUUCGUGGCCGAGAUGCUGCUGAAGAUGUACGCGCUGGGGCUGCGCCAGUACUUCAUGUCGCUCUUCAACCGCUUCGACUGCUUCGUGGUGUGUUCGGGCAUCCUGGAGAUCAUCCUGGUGGAGCUGGGCACCCUGUCCCCCCUGGGCAUCUCCGUGCUGCGCUGCAUCCGGCUCCUCCGCAUCUUCAAGAUCACCAGGUACUGGACAUCGCUGAGCAACCUGGUGGCCUCCCUGCUCAACUCAGUCCGCUCCAUUGCCUCUCUGCUCCUGCUCCUCUUCCUCUUCAUCACCGUUGCUGCCCUGCUGGGCAUGCAGCUCUUUGGGGGCAAGUUUGAUUUCGAGGACAUGGAAGUGCGGCGCAGCACGUUCGACAAUUUCCCCCAGGCCCUCAUCAGUGUCUUCCAGAUCCUGACUGGAGAGGACUGGAAUUCAAUCAUGUACGAUGGGAUCAUGGCCUACGGGGGCCCGUCCUUUCCUGGCAUGCUGGUCUGCAUCUACUUCAUCAUCCUCUUCGUUUGUGGGAACUAUAUCCUCCUCAAUGUCUUCCUGGCCAUCGCGGUCGAUAACCUGGCCGAGGCUGAGAGCCUGACUUUAGCCCAGAAGGCCAAAGCAGAGGAACGUAAACGGCGGAAGAUGUCCAGAGGUUACCCGGAGAAGUCUGAAGAGGAGAAGCAGAUGCUGGCAAAGAAGCUGGAGCAGAAAGCAAAGGGAGAAGGGAUUCCCACAACAGCCAAGUUGAAAGUGGACGAAUUUGAAUCCAAUGUCAACGAGAUCAAAGACCCCUACCCUUCUGCAGACUUCCCAGGUGAUGAUGAGGAAGAUGAGCCUGAAAUCCCCCUGAGUCCUCGGCCGCGUCCCCUUGCAGAGCUACAGCUGAAAGAGAAGGCUGUGCCCAUGCCUGAAGCCAGCUCCUUCUUCAUCUUCAGCCCAACCAACAAGUUUCGGGUGCUGUGCCACAGAACUGUCAAUGCCACCUGGUUCACCAACUUCAUCCUGCUCUUCAUCCUGCUCAGCAGCAUCUCGCUGGCAGCUGAGGAUCCCAUCCGGGCCGAGUCCUUCCGCAACAAGAUUCUUGGAUACUUUGACAUUGGUUUCACCUCCGUCUUUACAGUCGAAAUCGUCUUGAAGAUGACAACCUAUGGUGCUUUCCUGCACAAAGGCUCCUUCUGCAGGAAUUCCUUCAAUAUCCUUGACUUACUGGUGGUCGCUGUCUCCCUUAUCUCCAUGGGAUUUGAGUCCAGCACCAUCUCCGUGGUGAAGAUCCUGCGGGUGCUGAGGGUGCUGAGGCCUCUGCGAGCCAUUAACAGGGCCAAGGGGCUGAAGCACGUGGUCCAGUGCGUGUUUGUGGCCAUCAAGACCAUCGGUAACAUCGUGGUUGUCACCACAUUGCUGCAGUUCAUGUUUGCCUGCAUCGGGGUCCAGCUCUUCAAGGGCAAGUUCUACAGGUGCACAGACCCAUCCAAGCUGACAGAGAAGGAGUGCAGGGGCCAGUUCAUCAACUAUGUGGACGCAGACCCCACGCAGAUUGAGGUCCAGGAGCGUAUGUGGGUGCACAGCAACUUCCACUUCAACAACGUCUUCUCAGCCAUGAUGUCACUUUUCACGGUCUCCACCUUCGAGGGCUGGCCCGAGCUGCUGUACAUGGCCAUCGACACCAAUGCUGAGGAUGCAGGUCCUAUCUACAACUACAGGAUGGAGAUUGCAAUGUUCUUCAUCAUCUACAUCAUCCUCAUUGCCUUCUUUAUGAUGAACAUCUUUGUGGGCUUUGUCAUUGUCACCUUCCAGGAGCAGGGGGAGAAUGAGUACAAGAACUGUGAGCUGGACAAGAACCAGCGCCAGUGUGUGCAGUACGCGCUGAAGGCUCGCCCGCUGCGCCGCUACAUCCCCAAGAACCCCUACCAGUACCAGAUCUGGUACGUGGUCACCUCCUCCUACUUUGAGUACCUCAUGUUCUUCCUGAUCCUGCUGAACACCAUCUGCCUGGGCAUGCAGCAUUACAACCAGUCUCCAGAAAUGAACCACGUCUCAGACAUCCUCAAUGUGGCCUUCACCGUCCUCUUCACCCUGGAGAUGAUCCUCAAGCUCAUGGCCUUUAAAGCCAAGGGCUAUUUCGGAGACCCCUGGAAUGUCUUUGACUUCCUCAUAGUGAUUGGCAGCAUCAUCGAUGUCAUCCUCAGUGAGAUUGAUACUAUUCUUGCCCCCAGUGGUGGAUUGUACUGCCUGGGCGGAGGCUGUGAUGGCACUGACUCUGAUGACAACUCCCGUGUCUCCAUCACCUUCUUCCGCCUGUUCCGGGUGAUGCGGCUGGUGAAGCUGCUGAGCCGUGGGGAAGGUGUCAGGACCCUCCUGUGGACCUUCAUCAAGUCCUUCCAGGCUCUGCCAUACGUGGCCCUGCUGAUCGUGAUGCUUUUCUUCAUCUAUGCUGUGAUUGGGAUGCAGAUGUUUGGGAAGAUUGCCAUGGUGGACGGGACACAGAUCAACCGAAACAACAACUUCCAGACCUUUCCACAAGCUGUGCUGCUGCUCUUCAGGUGUGCCACCGGCGAGGCGUGGCAGGAGAUCCUGCUGGACUGCAGCUACGGCCGGCGCUGCGACCCCGAGUCGGAGUACGCCGAGGGCGAGGAGUACACCUGUGGCACCGGCUUUGCCUACUUCUACUUCAUCAGCUUCUACAUGCUCUGUGCCUUCCUGAUCAUUAACCUCUUCGUGGCUGUCAUCAUGGACAACUUUGACUACCUGACCCGGGACUGGUCCAUCCUUGGGCCCCAUCACCUGGACGAGUUCAAGAGGAUCUGGGCUGAGUACGACCCCGAGGCCAAGGGUAGAAUCAAACACUUGGAUGUGGUGACUCUGCUGAGGCGUAUCCAACCUCCCCUGGGCUUUGGGAAGUUCUGCCCACACCGUGUGGCUUGUAAGCGCCUGGUGUGCAUGAACAUGCCCCUGAACAGCGACGGCACCGUCACCUUCAACGCCACCCUCUUUGCACUGGUGAGGACAGCCCUCAAGAUCAAGACAGAAGGUAACUUUGAACAGGCCAAUGAGGAGCUCCGAGCUAUUAUCAAAAAAAUCUGGAAGCGAACGAGUAUGAAACUUUUGGACCAGGUCAUCCCACCCAUUGGAGAUGAUGAGGUGACAGUGGGCAAAUUCUAUGCUACUUUCCUGAUCCAAGAGCACUUCAGGAAGUUCAUGAAGCGCCAGGAGGAGUAUUAUGGAUACCGGCCCAAGAAGAACCCUGUGGAGAUCCAGGCUGGGCUGAGGAGUAUUGAAGAAGAAGCUGCUCCUGAAAUCCAUCGGGCCAUUUCUGGGGACCUGACUGCUGAGGAGGAGCUGGAAAGAGCCAUGGUGGAGGCUGCCAUGGAGGAAGGGAUAUACAGGAGGACAGGUGGCUUGUUUGGCCAGGUUGACAGCUUCAUGGAGCCCAGCAGCCCCCUGCAGCCCCAGGUGGCCAGCCAGAGGCCCCUGCAGUUCACCGAGGUGGGCAGUGAGGACCUCGACUCCCCCGUGUUCCUCGAUGACUUCCCCCAGGAAGGCAACACCAACAUCAACAACGCCAACAGCAGCGACUGGCUGGAGGGGGUGGAGUAUGAGGACGAGGUGCUGAGGAAGACGGUACCAGCAGCACCCCGGCGUCGGGCACGGGAGCACAACCACCCCAUACCCAUGGAGAGGCUGAGCAGGAGGCGAAGGGCCACCUCUGGGGGUCCCUCAUCACUGGGGCCACUCCUUCUGCCCCAGCAGCUGCCCAGAGAGGAUGGCACUGUGACAGGAACAGCAUCCAGCUCAGGGUUCCAGCAGGGAGAAAGUGGUGAGCCAAGCACAUCCUCCACUCCAGCCAUCACCUUCCUCAUUCAGGAGGCUCUGAUCUCUGGGGGCCUCCCGGGUCUGGCCCGUGACUCGUCGUUCGUAGCAGUGACCAGGGACGAGAUGGCAGCCAGCAGCCAGCUGGGGAUGGAUGAAGUGGAGAGAGCAGCCGUGGAGCUGCUGAAGGGAAGACAAACACUGCAGGGCACAAAAACUUGCUCUGCCCCCCCGGACACCUCAGCCAUGUCAUCAACCAGCUCCCCAGGGCUCAGUGCAGCCCGGUCCCAAAAGACCUUCAGUGCCCACAUGCCCGUGAGCCACCUGCCAAAGUAGCCCAGCAGGCACAGUCCUGUCAGGGGCCCGCAGGGGGUGCUGGGGCACAGCUGCACUGCUCCCCUGCUCUGCCUGCAGUCCUGGGGGGCUCUGGCCAGCUGCAGGAGUAUUUUUGGGACAUCUCUAGGAUGCUGGUGCAGGACAGGACAAUGUUGUGCCAGCAGGCUCUUGCAAGAGCUGGACAGGUCAUUAAAGUGUUCCUGCUGUGUGA